AUGAACAAUUUAGGCAUUUUAAAUAAUAGAUUCCAUUAAAAAGCUAUUUAAAAUAGAAUGAAAACUCAAUCUAAUCAAUUUUAUAUGAUCAAUACUCAAAUAAAGAAAUAAAAAAAUGAAUAUUAUCAAAAAUGGUUGAGAUAAAGAGAAAAAGAUUUUAAUUCAUCCACAGAUACAUGUUUGGAUAUAAUUACACCUAAUCUUCCUAAACCUAAAAUUCCAAAUACAUUUUAAGUUAAAUUUAUCAAUGAUAUUUUAAAUAAUAAUAAUAAGAACUCAUUCCAUUAUUGA
Molecule: messenger RNA, 291 nt
Organism: Paramecium sonneborni
Lineage: Eukaryota; Ciliophora; Oligohymenophorea; Peniculida; Parameciidae
Source: the annotation of a GenBank genome assembly